AUGGUUUCUGAAGGCAAAGAACAUGCUAUUCAACAUUUGUCCACUGCAGAAUUAGCGUUUAUCGCCAUGUUGACGGAUGUGAAAGGUGGUUUGGCCAAAACUCAUCAUGCACCAAUAAAUUCAUAUAAGGUAACGUUCGAAAAUAUUAAAGUGGUACGAGGUUAUCUCGAUCGAACUGGUGAUGGUACCCAUUUCGAAUAUCGUCAAAGUCCUAAAGGUUUAAAAUUCAAGACAGAAGAAGAAAAUGAUGAACAAGCAAAACAAGCGGCCGAAGAAGAUGAAGUCAAGGAGCCCAAAGAGGGUAAAACUUAUUUGGCCAUUCUUGAAAAUCAAGAACACAUUGAAGUUCUUGUCGAGAUUGAUCCCAAGGACAUCAACGAAAUUAUACAGAGUGCUCGAGACAAGCAAACAACGAUCGUUUGA
Messenger RNA from Rotaria sp. Silwood1, 423 nucleotides. The record is from the annotation of a GenBank genome assembly. Lineage: Eukaryota; Metazoa; Rotifera; Eurotatoria; Philodinida; Philodinidae.